Messenger RNA from Cucumis melo (muskmelon), 1513 nucleotides. RefSeq names its product protein IN2-1 homolog B. The transcript has 10 exons. The record is from RefSeq and is a predicted model, not a curated record. NCBI's taxonomy places the organism in Eukaryota, Viridiplantae, Streptophyta, Magnoliopsida, Cucurbitales, Cucurbitaceae. Gene Ontology annotation, molecular function: glutathione transferase activity. Bases 40 to 999 code for a protein of 319 amino acids.
UUUUAGUAUUCUGUGCUUAAUCCAAUUUAUUUGACAAUUAUGGCAACUUUGACACUGGGCAGCACCAUCGGCUUCUCCCACUCUUCGUCUUCCUCAGAUAUCUCUGCUUACUGUAUUCCCUCUUCAACCACCAGAUUCUGCUUCUCCAGCAUCAUUCUUUCUCCUCUCAAACUUCAAAAACGAACAUCUAGAAGAAGAGCUAGAGCUCUAAUUGCAGUGAAAAUGGCUGCUCAAGCUUUUCAGGAAGUUCUUCCUCCAGCCCUCACUUCAGUUUCAGAACCACCUCCUAUCUUCGAUGGAACAACGAGGCUUUACAUAUCUUAUACAUGCCCUUAUGCACAGCGUGUGUGGAUUACUCGGAACUGUAAGGGUUUGCAGAAUAAGAUACAAUUGGUUCCCAUAAAUCUACAAGAUAGGCCUUCAUGGUACAAGGAAAAAGUUUACCCACCUAAUAAGGUUCCAGCUCUUGAACAUAAUAAUGAAGUCAAAGGAGAGAGUCUUGACUUAAUUAAAUAUAUUGACAGCAAUUUUGAAGGCCCUUCAUUAUUUCCUGAUGAGCCAGGAAAGAGAGAGUUUGCUGAAGAGUUGAUAAACUACGUGAAUUCUUUCACUGGAUCUGUGGUUUCUUCAUUUAAAGGAGAUGGAAAUGAAGCUGAUGUGGCAUUUGACUACAUCGAAUCUGCUCUUUCAAAAUAUGGAGAUGGUCCAUUUUUCCUAGGCCAGUUUAGUCUGGUGGAUAUAGCUUAUGCUCCGUUUAUUGAAAGGUUUCGGCCGUUCUUAUUGGAAGUAAAAACGUAUGACAUCACUGCUGGCAGGCCAAAACUGGCUGCUUGGAUUGAGGAGAUGAACAAGAUCAAAGGGUACCAACAAACAAGGCGCGAUCCACAGGAACAUGUUGAUAGUUAUAAGAAGCGAUUCUUGGUAAUUCUCUCUAAUAUUCCCAAAUGUUCUUCUUUUCUUUUAUCUAUAAAUGUUAGAGCCAACUUGCAUACACCUUAACUAUCAAACAUAUAAAUGUUAGGGCAAACAUCCUUGCACUUUAGCUAUAUGUUAUAAAUAAAGGUAGUUGCAGAUUUUUAACGUAAGAGGCCUGUUUUGACCAUUCGAGUAAUUCUCCAACAUAGAAAUUUUGUAUGAUAAUUGUUAAAAUAUCGAUAUAAUAUUAAAUUUAUUUUUGCCUAUCAAUCUAAACUUUUAAAAUAUCGAUAUAAUAUUUCACCUUUGAAUCUAAACUUUUUGAGUCAAUUAACGAUUCACCACGAUUUAAUAGUAUCAUGCAUAUGGGUUAAAUUCAAUUAUGGAAGUCAAGAUUGGAGAGCACUUCAUUACUUAGACCCCCAUUCACUUUUACCCACAUGGGUUAAACAUAUGUUUUGGGUUAAAUUCGAUCAUAGAAAACAACAUUAGGAAAACAUCUCACUAUUUGAAAUCCCCAUCAGUGAAUGGAUGAAAUUUUUCUAAAGCUAAUCGGGUCCCAACAACUAUUGAAAAAUUGAAUCAUGGGAAUGGAAAG